Molecule: messenger RNA, 1994 nt
Organism: Tarenaya hassleriana
Lineage: Eukaryota; Viridiplantae; Streptophyta; Magnoliopsida; Brassicales; Cleomaceae
Product: plastidial pyruvate kinase 1, chloroplastic-like
Exons: 6
Coding region: 59-1828 (589 amino acids)
Biological process (GO): glycolytic process
Cellular component (GO): chloroplast stroma; cytoplasm
Molecular function (GO): pyruvate kinase activity; potassium ion binding; magnesium ion binding
Source: RefSeq, a predicted model, not a curated record
CCCCCCGCCAAACUGUACGGACUCCCGGUGUAUCGGAACUCUAACUCUCCGGUAAGCCAUGUCGCAGUCUCUUCAGUUCUUCACUCACUCACGCACUCCGGGCCUUACCCAUCUCCAGCAACCACGAACUCAACUCCGCCUGUUCUCCUCCUCCUUCCGCCGAUUUCCGGCCUCCGCCCCCAAAUACGCCGCCAUUAGAGCCUCCUCGUCGCAUUCUCCGGAUCUCGAAUCGUCGUCGCGGAUGCUUCUCUCCGUAAACGGAAAAGGCUCGGUGAAGACGGAGGGGAAAUCGUCCGCGGUUGUUCCGGCGGCGGAUACGGCGGGGAUUGAAGUGGAUGCGGUAACCGAGGCGGAGCUUAAGGAGAAUGGGUUCCGAAGCACGAGAAGGACGAAGCUGAUCUGCACGAUCGGACCGGCGACUUGUGGGUUCGAGCAGCUGGAGGCGCUCGCCGUCGGCGGCAUGAACGUGGCCCGCAUCAACAUGUGCCAUGGCACGCGCGAUUGGCACCGCGAUGUCAUCCGCAAUGUCCGAAGGCUUAACGAAGAGAAAGGGUUUGCAGUGGCAAUCAUGAUGGACACUGAGGGCAGCGAGAUUCACAUGGGCGAUCUCGGUGGCGCGGCUUCGGCUAAAGCAGAGGAUGGUGAGAUUUGGACAUUUACUGUCAGAGCGUCUGAUUCUUCUCGGCCGGAACGCACCAUCAGUGUGAACUAUGAUGGUUUCGCAGAAGAUGUAAAAGUAGGGGAUGAACUUCUGGUGGAUGGUGGAAUGGUGAGGUUUGAAGUGGUAGAGAAAAUCGGUCCUGAUGUCAAGUGCCUCUGCACUGAUCCCGGGUUGUUGCUUCCUCGGGCUAACUUAACCUUUUGGAGAGACGGGAGUCUUGUACGAGAACGUAAUGCCAUGCUUCCAACGAUUUCUUCCAAGGACUGGCUGGACAUUGAUUUCGGAAUUUCAGAAGGUGUGGAUUUCAUUGCAGUAUCUUUUGUCAAGUCUGCUGAAGUAAUUAACCAUCUGAAAAGCUACCUCACUGCUCGGUCCCGUGGAGGAGACAUUGGAGUUAUUGCAAAGAUUGAGAGUAUCGAUUCACUGGCGAAUUUGGAAGAAAUCAUUCGAGCAUCGGAUGGGGCCAUGGUUGCAAGAGGAGACCUUGGAGCUCAGAUUCCGCUGGAACAGGUCCCAUCGGCUCAACAGAGAAUCGUUCGGCUCUGCAGAGCGCUGAACAAGCCGGUCAUCGUUGCUUCUCAGUUGCUAGAAUCUAUGAUUGAGUACCCGACUCCCACCAGGGCGGAAGUGGCAGAUGUGUCUGAAGCGGUAAGGCAGAGAUGCGAUGCUCUGAUGCUGUCGGGCGAAUCAGCGAUGGGACAAUACCCGGAAAAGUCGCUUGCCGUUCUGAGAAGUGUCAGUUUAAGGAUAGAGGGAUGGUGGAGGGAGGAAGAGAAACGCCAUCAAGCCAUGGAGCUUCAGGCCUUGGGCUCUACCUUUUCAGACAAAAUCUCUGAAGAGAUCUGCAACUCUGCUGCCAAAAUGGCGAACAAACUAGGAGUGGACGCGAUCUUCGUGUACACAAAGACGGGACAUAUGGCGUCGCUCCUGUCCCGAUGCCGGCCGGACUGCCCGAUAUUCGCCUUCACGACCUCCACUUCUGUCCGGAGACGGCUAAACCUACAAUGGGGUCUCAUCCCUUUCCGUCUCAGCUUCUCGGACGACGUGGAAAGCAACCUCAACAAGACAUUCUCUUUGCUCAAAGCUCGAGGAAUGAUCAGACCGGGCGGUCUGGUCAUCGCUGUCUCGGACAUGUUGCAGUCCGUCCAGGUUAUGAGCGUCUCCUGAACCAGUUUGAGCAGAGACCUUUAAGUUCGAGACUUCAGUUUACCCCUUUUUUUGUAUUUUUAGUGUUAGUAUUUUUUUGUCCGUUUUUUUUCAUUCGGAUUAUGUGUUUGAUUAAUAAGUUAAAUUCCUUGAUUAACGUCCACUUGAAUAAAAUUUGACAAGGUAA